AUGCCCUCAUCCUCCUCGUCCCGCCGUCGUCGAGGCAGGAGCGGCGGACGGCACGCCGCGGAUGAGACGGAGACGAGGAACUGGGCGGAGCUGCCGCUGGACGCGAUCUUGACCAUCCUCCACAAGCUCGACCACGUCGACAUCCUUAUGGGGCCCGGCCAGGUGUGCCGCUCCUGGCGCGGCGCCGCCCGCGAUGAGCCGGAGCUGUGGCGCCGCAUCAACAUGCUGGGCCACGCCGACCUCGAGAACGAGCUCAACCUCCACGGAAUGGCCCAGGCCGCCGUCCGCCGCAGCGCGGGGAGGUGCGAGGCGUUCUGGGGCGAGUACGCCCGUGACCACGACUUCCUCUUCUAUCUCGCCGACCAGGCACCAUCUCUUAAGAGUCUUCGCCUCAUUUCUUGCUAUGAUAGACUUACAGAGGCGAUAAUGAAGUUCCAUUUGCUUGAGGAGCUCGAGCUUUCACUCUGUCCAAAUGUGAAUGACAGUGGUGUCUUUGGGGUUAUCGGCAAAGCAUGCCCACAACUGAAGCGCUUCAGACUGAGCAAGGAUGUGUUCUGUGAUUUUGAAGCUAGUGUCUAUGGAAAGGACGAGGAAGCCUUGGGGAUUGCGACUAUGCACGAGCUACGCUCUUUGCAGCUGUUUGGCAAUAUCCUCACCAACAAAGGACUGACAGCCAUCCUGGACAAUUGCCGCCAUCUGGAGUCCCUUGACAUCGGCCACUGUUUCAACGUCACCAUGGAUGACGCCCUGCGUGCAAAGUGUGCCAGGAUAAGCACACUGAUGCUUCCGAAUGACUCAACCGAUGACUAUGACUUGGUUGUUAAGAGCCCUAUUCGUGCGGAUUCAGAGUCCUUUCUGCAUGAUUAUAUGGGAUCCUGUUCUGACUACGAGCUUGGCUCGGAAGAUUACGGCGACUACUGCGAUCUUUCCCGCUACCUUGAUGGUGUGUACGAGGAUGAGGACGAGCUUGACGAAGAAGGUAAGAUGAUUCUCGGUGGCAUGCGCAUGUUUAUGAAGUAA
Triticum turgidum subsp. durum (durum wheat) is the source of this 1020-nucleotide messenger RNA. The record is from the annotation of a GenBank genome assembly. Lineage: Eukaryota; Viridiplantae; Streptophyta; Magnoliopsida; Poales; Poaceae.